Blepharisma stoltei is the source of this 2928-nucleotide messenger RNA. The record is from the annotation of a GenBank genome assembly. NCBI's taxonomy places the organism in Eukaryota, Ciliophora, Heterotrichea, Heterotrichida, Blepharismidae.
AUGAUUAUUGAAAUAAAUAAAUGUUUUGAUAUAUAUGUAAAUAUAUGAUUUAUUUCUCUUCAUAACCAAAAUGUUAAAUUUCAUCAAAUUAAUGUAAUGAAUAUUCCAUUAGAAAUAGCAAACCAAGCCAAAAUAAAAAGUGGCUGUACCCUUGAAGAACUUGUCAAUAUGAAAAUCCCUAAAGUUCGAUUUGACCCUCUCUAUCACCACCAAAGGUUUCCACAAUUUUCUUUACGUUCGAAGCCAUCUAAUUCUCUGAUAUGCGAAUCCCCUGUCUCAAUUAUUAGUGAAAGAGAACAUCUAAAAAGCUCUAAUUUUCCUUAUAAAAAAUUUAUUUAUUACUAACCCAAAUAAAUAGCUAUUUCUUGAACAAUAAUACUAGAGAAAAGGGGUAAACAAACUCCUUCAAACCAAAAAACUCAGAAACGAUUCUACAGAUUUGUAAAAUCUGACCAAAAACCCAAAAACUCAAUGUUCCACAACUAUGAUUUAGCCGAUAUUCAAUAUCAAGAAUUUAUUAACGACAGUGCUUCUCUAGAAAAAUUGCUAUCAACUCGAUAUUCCUCAUACAGAGCAUCAAGGCUGCCUAGCAGCUCAAAAGCCAAAGAAGUAAUUGAGCGGAUUUCCUCUAUGCAUUUUUAUGUCAAUAAUGAAAAUAAAGAAAAGCCUCCAUCCAGAAGAGCUAAAACCCCAAGCCUAAAACGAAGAAAAGACCAUGAAAAUUCAAUAAAUCCUAACUGUGAUCUUAAACAAUAUUUAAAGAAGCAUGAAAGCUUGCCGAUCCCUAAUAUAGUUGUGGAAUCUACGGCACAAAAAUUGUCUGCAAGAGUCUGUGAAACUGAAGGAAAUACCUAAACUUUAACUUAUUACAGAUCCCGACUUCUGCUUAUUGUUAGCGCAGUCACAAAGGAUCUCCUAAGAGAUUCACCCUCUUUCCGACGUCGUCAGAAAUAACUUUUUAAGUUGGGAUGAUGAACUCACUUGGCAGUUAGCUCGAGCACUACCUUUCCUCUUCUUCAUUGCCUGAUACCAUGGAGCCUGCGAAGUAGGAUUCUAUAUCUCCAUCUCCCCCUUAUUUUGUUGGCUCCAGUGUUGAACGGGAAGCUAUGGGCUUCUGCGAUAUGCUUCUUGGGCUGAAUGAAGGGCAUCCACACAAAAAUCCCCAAAAUUGGAAUUUCUAGCAACUCAAAGACUGAGACAUAAUUCUCUGUUUUACAUUAGGAAGCUAAUCAAUUUAUCUAGGGAUUGCCUGCAGCUUUACUAGGCUUUCUCUUUCCAAUUGAACUUACCCUUUCCUUGAGUUAAAAUCAAAUCAUUAUUAUUUACUUUUUAACACUGUUGAUGCAGCAUUUCUCUAAUUUUCCAUCAGCAAUUCCAAAAUCAUAAACAAAAACUUCAAAUCAUCACAAAUAACUCCACAACAUGCCACAGCAUAUCCAGAGCAUCACAAUUCCAAACCUCGUCACUAAUUCUAACGACACUAGCAGACUUUUCAUGAAUUUUACACAUCUUUUUUUAAUCAUAACUUCAAGCAUUCGCAAUUCCUUCACACAAUAUCUUUCAUUUGCUUCAUAAGAUGAAUUCAGGCAUGGCUUUUGAUACCAGCAUCGUUUCGACUUCAAUCUCCUUUUUAGAACUUCCUAACAGUCUCGCUUGAACCUUAUAAUCAUUCUGCUUGGAUAUUGAGCUCACUACUAAUAGCAGAGUUCACAACUACAGCAUCCAAGCAUUCAUCUCAAACAACUCACUUUUAUCUUCAACACUACUUUUAUAAUCCAAUUACCCUUCAGCGGUAUGAUUAUCAGUAUCUACAUCAAUUGAGAACCCUCCAUCCAGCAGUAGGCUAAAGGCAAAAUCUAUAUCUCCUCCCACAGAAUCAUAUCUUUUUUGCAAUUUUGAUAUCAAAAUCUCAACUUUUUAAUGUAAAGAUUUAUCAAAAUUUCUUUCAUUAAAAUCUCUAUAAAAUCCGAUCCUAAAAGCGGACUAAGUCUAGGCUCUGCACAUUAACAGAAUUGCUACCUUGCCUAGCUGUCUAUUUAUGGGUCGGCAAGCCUUUCCGGGUAUAAAUAAAUACGCGCUCGAGCUGCAAUGCCGAAAGGUAAUGACCAUCAGAGACGCCAUAUAUUAUUUAGUAAAGUAAAUACCACAUUGGAAAACUCCAAUGGAAAUUUACAAAUAAAUAAACAAAAUAAAAGAUCAAAAAGUGUCCAGUCAAAAAUUGGGAAGAAAAAGCCACCACAGCUCUCGAUAGGAGGGCUGAUGGCUUAAAAUCAAACUUAUUACAGGUUGGUGUGCUUGCCUAUAGGUAGCGCAAUCACCAAGUAACCCUCCAGGGUUCACCCUCUUUAAGACAACUCAUGGUAGAACUUGUUGAAUAAGAUGAUGAUUCACCAGUAACUAAGGCUACCUUCCCUUGUCAGCAAGUGGGAAGGCUAUGGGCUUCUGCAGCUUGCCGCUUUGGUAUAUGAAGGUUGUCCACACGAAAUUCCCAAAAUUGGAAUUUCUGGUUGAUUAGGAAUGCUCGAUUAGCCUAGGCGCUGCUUUUUGACGAUGCAGAACUUUUCACUUCCAACUCUGAACCCACCUUUCCCUCGAGGUAAAUCCAAUCCUAAAUGCAGACUAAUGCUAGACUCUGUAUAUUAACAGAAUUGCUUACCUAGCAUAGCUGUCAAUUUCUGGGUAGGCAAAAUCUCGCUGAUAUAAAUAAAUAUGUGCUCGAGGCUGCAUUGUUGGGAGGUAAUGCCGGGCCGAGACACCAUAUUUAUUAUAGGAGUGCUGAGGACAAAUCAAGAUUUUAUUAUGUCAUCGGCUGAUUCUAAUAGUCUUCUGCAAUCUCCUUUAGCUCCAGUAUAUCAGGCUGCGAAUUCGAUCCUUUCGCCGAAUUAUCAGAAUUUGCCUUAUAUGCUCUAUGAGCAUUUGUUCAGGUAA